Messenger RNA from Artibeus jamaicensis (Jamaican fruit-eating bat), 998 nucleotides. It is a transcript of the gene TMEM11, whose product is annotated as transmembrane protein 11. NCBI's taxonomy places the organism in Eukaryota, Metazoa, Chordata, Mammalia, Chiroptera, Phyllostomidae. The coding region runs from base 47 to 625 and encodes 192 amino acids. The transcript is spliced from 2 exons. Gene Ontology annotation, biological process: inner mitochondrial membrane organization. The record is from RefSeq and is a predicted model, not a curated record. Gene Ontology annotation, cellular component: mitochondrial inner membrane.
CUAGGCCUCCUUGGCGCGAGACAUUUGCGAGCAGAGUGUCUCCAAGAUGGCCGCGUGGGGAAGGAGGCGUCUUGGCCCGAGCAGUAGUGGUGGCAGCGCCCGAGAGAGGGUGAGCUUGUCGGCCACAGACUGUUACAUCGUGCAUGAGAUCUACAAUGGGGAGAACGCGCAAGACCAGUUUGAGUAUGAGCUGGAGCAGGCCCUGGAAGCCCAGUACAAGUACAUCGUGAUCGAGCCCACUCGCAUCGGUGACGAGACUGCCCGCUGGAUCACCGUGGGCAACUGUCUGCACAAGACCACUGUGCUGGCAGGCACUGCUUGUCUCUUCACCCCAUUGGCACUGCCCUUAGAUUAUUCCCACUACAUCUCCCUACCCGCUGGUGUGCUGAGCCUGGCCUGCUGUACCCUCUAUGGAAUCUCCUGGCAGUUUGACCCUUGCUGCAAGUACCAAGUGGAGUACGACGCUUAUAAACUGUCCCGCCUGCCCCUGCACACACUCACUUCCUCCACCCCUGUGGUGCUGGUCCGGAAGGAUGACUUGCACAGAAAGAGACUGCACAACACGAUAGCGCUUGCUGCCCUCGUGUACUGUGUAAAGAAGAUCUACGAACUCUAUGCUGUAUGAUUUCAGUUAGAACAGGGAGAGAAGCCAACAACCCAACCCAUGGGAGACAACAGAGUAUUCAGAUUGCACAGUAACAUUUUUUUUGCUCCAUGAGGCAACGGAGUCCAGGAAGCUGUUUGGGUUAAUAGUUGUUAUUUAAAAAAAAUAACACACAUCACAAAUGUACCAAGGGUUUUUCCAACUCAUCACACUUAAGAUGUGGAUUUCCGUAACCCACAAGGGAGUCUGAGACUGCAAGUCUGGGCAGUAGAAUGUCGAUGGAAGCUGAGGGAGUAUGAAUGCUUGGGGUAGGGGUCUUUAAGGAUAUUGUUUAACUGUUAUCAUCCAGAGCCAACCAGAAGCUGUUGACCAUUAAAAAUGAUGAACAUUUCAA